GGAGGGGCGGAGCCACGCUGCUGGUGAGUGCUGUUCCGUUUUUCUUGUCAAACGCGGGCAGGGUGCGGGUUUAUCACACGUUGUGCGUGUGCUGAGUGAGCAUCAGGCUGUUUUCCUCACGGCGAGCUGACAUGACAUGACUCCUGCCCCAACCCGAGCGCUUCUCCAACACCAGACAACACCUGAAGUGAAUGGAGGACGUUUUUAUUUGGAUGUGCGAUAGUCAUGCUCCAGGAUAGAAUCUUGCAUGAGGUAUUUUUGUAGAGACUUGUGUUGUUUUUUUGCUGACGUGAGAGGGAUUUGUGUCUUUUUAACCCCUCUCCACUAUUAUGCCGAGAAGUAGCUUCUUCACUCUUCUAUCCCCCCCGCCCUUUUUUUUUUUUUUUUUUUUUUAGUUUUUUGCUAAUUCACUAGACAGGAAACUUGUUGCAUGCUGUAUCGCAUAGGCUCCAGCUUGGUGCGCGCGCGCAACGCUGCUGCCUCAGUUCCCAUGUCGAUUGCCCUGUGAGCCGAGUUACCCCCUUCUCUACAGCACAGCUUUGCAGCACGAUUAAGGAAAUUGAAGUAAUUGCAACCGGCCAUCUCGAAUAGCGCUUUUAAUCAAGGACAGCCGAGCUUGCACUUCUUUAAUCGCGGAGUUCUGGAGCAAGUCCAUGCGCUGUUGAUGCAGGACGCAGGUCUAAACACAUAAAAACUCACUUAAAAAAACAAAAAAAAACCCCUUUGGUUUAUGUUUGUGAUCUGAGCUGUGAUGUCGGAGAGGGAUGGUGAUGGGGAGGAAGGCGCGGACUCGAUCCCCGCGGGCGCGUGGCGCGGCGCGCGCAGGACUGGAGUGCUGCUGUCUGACUCCGACACUCCGCUGCUGGAGAGCGUGAAGGCGGCCACAGCGCCACGGAGGAGCAGCAUCAUCAAGGACCCCUCAGUAACCAAAGUUGGCGGUGGGCGCAAGAAAACGGUCUCUUUCAGCAGCAUGCCAUCAGAGAAGAAAGUGAGCAGUGCAGCUGACUGUUUGGCCUUUAUGCAGGGUGGCUGUGAGUUAAAAAAAGUGCGCCCCAACUCACGUAUUUAUUGCCGUUUCUACACCCUGGACCCCGAACAAGCCUGUCUGCGCUGGGAGCCUUCAAAAAAGGACGCGGACCGUGCCCGACUGGACAUUUCCUCUAUCCGGGAGGUCCGCACAGGCAGAAGCACUGAAACCUUUCUCCACAAUGGCCCAUCAGACCACCUGGCUGAAGAGGCUGCUUUCUCCAUCAUUCAUGGAGAUGAAUAUCAGUCCCUGGACCUGGUGGCACUGUCGCCUGAUGUAGCAAACAUCUGGGUGACUGGCCUGCGGUAUUUGGUGUCCCACCCUGGAGCCUUGGCCGGAGGAGGUGGAGGAGAUGGAGGAGUAGGAGAGAGAAGUGUGGGAAGCAAGUUGAGAAGGGAUUGGCUGGCAGCAGAGUUUGCCCUGGGAGAUGAGGAUGGGCACGGGAUUGUGUCCGAGGACAUAGCUGUGGCUACCAUCUGCAGGCUAUGCCCUGGAAUUAAGGAGGCAAAGGUGCGUCUGCGCUUUAAGGAGAUCCAACGUAGCAAAGAGAAGCUGACAUCUCAUGUGACACUUGAAGAAUUUCAGGAGGCUUACUGUGAGCUGUGCACCCGGCCUGAUGUUUACUUCCUUUUAGUGCAGCUAUCAAAAGACCGGGAGUGCCUAGAUGUACAGGACCUACGACUUUUCUUGGAGACUGAGCAGGGGCUGCCGCUGGCCACCACUGAAGGCUGCCUAGAGCUCCUGCGGCGCUUUGAACCCUCUGCAGUUUGCCGCGAGAAAGGCCUCCUGGGCCUGGAUGGCUUCACCCACUACCUUCAGUCAACUGAGUGCCAGCUGUUUGACCCUGAGCACCAGUAUGUAUGUCAUGACAUGACCUUGCCCUUGGUCCACUAUUACAUCAGCACCUCCUACCGCUCCUACCUGCUAGAUGAUCAGGUGCAUGGCAAGGCUGAUCUGUUAGGGCUGAUACGAGCAUUACAGUCUGGGUGUCGAUGUUUGGAGCUUGGGGUAACAGAUGGACCUGAUGGCGAACCACUUUUGGGGGUUGAUCAUGAGUCAGACACCAAGCACCAUCAUCAUCACCACCAUCAUCAUCAUCAACACCAUAGCCUAGUCACACUGCACAGUGCUCUGGAAGUGAUUAACAAAUAUGCCUUUCUCACCUCUCAGUACCCAUUGCUACUAUACUUGUGUCAGCGAUGUUCCCCCAGUCAGCAGCACACUCUAGCACUGCACCUAAAGAAGGUAUUUGGAGCAAAACUGUACAGGCCUGAAUGUUUGCCAGUCACUCCUGGGGGACGCACUACCACAUUGCCCUCUCCUGAGCAGUUAAAGGGAAGGGUACUGCUGGUAGGUAAGAAGCUGCCUCCAGAAGAGGAGGGCUCUGAUGGAGAAGUAUCUGAGGAGGAUGAGGAGAUCGGUGGUGGAGGUCCACUGGCUGGUCGUCGAAUGACCAUUCCUGGGGAGGAGGACCUAGGGGUUGUUCUGGUGGUUCCACCACCCCCUCAGCCAAGGAGACUUCGACUGCGGCGAGAGCUUUCUGAUCUGAUUGCAGUGGCUCGCACUGGUAGCCGUAAUUUCUAUGCUCACCGUACCAACACCCAGCAGUCUCAACAAGCCUCUCCUCCCUCCACUCCCUCCACACCCAGCACCCCAGGUCUCCCAGACUCUCCUUAUUGGUCCCUAUGCUCUUUAGGAGAGGGUGAAGCAGGCCGGCUGGCAAGUGAAAGCCCCGAGGAGCUGGUAAGCUUCACUAAGCGCUGUCUUACUCGAGUUCGACCUAGCUCAGUCCGGCUGGACUCCAGCAACCCCAACCCACAAGGCUACUGGAAAGGAGGUGUUCAGCUGGUGGCACUCAACCAGCAGACACCAGGUGCCAUGCUGGAUCUAAGCCGAGGCCGCUUUGCACAGAAUGGAGGCUGUGGAUAUGUGCUGAGGCCAGCUGUCAUGCGAGAUGAGGUCUCCUACUUCAGUGCCCAGUCACAGGGCUGCGUGCCUGGUGUACCACCGCAAACUCUCAGGGUGAAGGUUAUCAGUGCUCACAGUCUGCCCAAACCACAGGGUUCUGGGGCCAAAGGUGAAGUCAUCGACCCCUAUGUGGUGCUAGAACUGCAUGGCAUACCAGCAGACUGUGCUGAGCAGAGAACUCGCACCGCAGCCCAGAACCAGGAUAACCCGCUGUUUGAUGAGACGUUUGAGUUUCAGGUGAACAUGCCAGAACUGGCACUGCUGCGAUUUGUCGUUCUGGAUGACGACUACAUUGGUGAUGACUUUAUUGGCCAGUACACCAUCGCUUUUGAAUGUCUACAGCCUGGCUACAGGAAUGUGCCACUGCUGGGGCUGGCGGGAGAGCCUUUAGCCCAUGCCAGCUUGUUUGUGCACGUGGCUAUCACAAACCGCCGUGGUGGAGGCAAGGCUCAAAGACGGGGCCUAUCUGUGAAGCGAGGAGUGCGUCGAGGAAGGGAGUAUGUCACCCUCCGAAACACGGCCAUUAAAGUGUUAGACGACACCUUUCGCUCUGCUGGCCUUCCACUCAGAGAGGCCACUGACCUGCGAGAGAACGCACUGAGUGCUACGGUGGCAUUCAAAGAGCAAUGUGGGCUCCCCCCAGUGUCCACUCUGAAGCAGUGCAUGCAGAGUUUAGCCACAAGGCUGCAGGGCCCUGACGGUCCCCCAGGAGCCAGCCUGAUCCUGAAAGACGGUUAUCCCUGCCUGGAGCCACUUGCAAACCUGAACGACACCACACGCAAGCUGCUUAACGCCUAUGACACGAUGAUCUCAGCUAAUAAACAGCUAAUAGAGAAUGCGGAUGCUGUACAGGAGCGGAUCGCUCAGGUGCAGAAGGAAGGCAUGGUGUUUCAUGAGGAUCUGGCCAAGCUGGGGGAGAAGGAGAACCUGAAGGAGAGGAAGCUGAGUAAAGCUGUGGAGAGCUUUAUCUGGAACAUCACUGUACUAAAGGGUCAGUGCGAUCUGCUGCGCAGCGCUAAAAUGGAUGCCCUGGAUGCUCUGCGGCAGCUGGUGUUGGCCUGCGAAGCCUCCGGACUGACUCUGACCUCUGAACUCCAGUACACACCACACAGCCUAACCUCCAGAAGGGGCAGCAGCCAUGGCAAUGGACGCAUCUGAGCCCUUCCGGCCUGAGAAUGGGUUGGUGAAUCUGCAGAGAAUGUAUAUAGAUAAAUGGUGCAAUAAAUAAGAGAAGAGAGCCUCUUGUAUGAGAUGAGAGCCUCUCUUGAAGAGUGUAGCCAGGUGAUGUGAUUUGGACAGUAGCCAUGUCAAUAUAUAAGUACUGUGUGAUAGAACCAAGGGACAAUAAAAGGUAAUGCCUCAAAAACAUGUAAGGGCAGGUUCUUGUUUGUGAUGACCAGAAAUGUUUGACUCUAAACUUUCUUGGUUUCUGAGAACUAAACUGUGUAGCAUACCUGUAAUACUAUUGAGUGGAGCAUAUAAAUUGGUUAGCGGUUUUGCUCUGUGGCAACUAUUUGUUACGAGAAUCCAAUAUUUCCGUAGUGGCAAGUAAAAACUUCUAAAAGCUCCUGGGUUUGCAAGGAACAUUAAACUUUGAGCUGUUGAUAUUGCCAUAAGUCAGUAAUCACUUCCUUGAUUACGUGAGUGCAGUCACUUCAGCGCUGUACUUCCAGUUGUUCAAUUCAAAAUUGGAUUGAGAGCUGAUAAGUGGUAUCACUGGAGGUUAGCAAGCUCAUGCAUCCUUUCUCAUCCAGCAUAUAGAGGAGAUCAUCUCCUGCACAUCCUAUUCGCAUUCUCCUCCGGCCCAUUAUGACUGGAAUAUAUCAAAUCUUUUGUGGAUUCAGAUACAUACUUUACAUAUCCACAUAUUUAAAAGGAAGCGAUUUUUCCCCCUGUCUCAUCACAUUUACAGAGAGAGAGCAUGAAUUGCAGUGUGUGUUGCUCACUUGCAUUAACUGAGCUCUCUGAUCAAACUCCUUUAAAGAGUGAACAAUGCUAUUCACACCAUAAUAUGAGUAUUGUAUCUACAACCUAGACAUCCUUCACAAUACCAGCAGUUAAUGGCCUAGGACAAAGAAGGAAAAGGACUGCCCUGUCAUGGUGAAUGUUGGAAAGAUGUGCUUUAACCAGCUCACCUAGUUAAAAGUAAGCACCGAAUAACCAGCUAAAACCUGAAAUGGCUGAAGAACACUGGAGCAUUAACCAACUUCAUGGCUAAUGUUAUGACUUACAUUGUUUAACACUUAUUAACAGUGUUGUGAUACAGACAAGAGAAACCUUCCAAAGUAUUUUCUCAACUGCUUUAAAAACAGCACUGAAAGUGGACUGUGUUUUCAUGCUACAAUUUACUUUAACAUAGUAAUAUAGAAAUGCCAAUAUGUGACUUUUGACUAUGUAUGCAUAUUUUUCUUUUUUGUAUUGUUGACAAGUAGAUAAUGUGUGAGUAGUCAGUAUUUGUGUGAAUACACCAAUAUCUGUAGCUAGGUACGUAAAUCUGUGUGAUUAUUAGGGAAAAAAUGUGUAUGAAUAACUUUGCUGAAAGAUUGUUGCAUUCAGAAGGAUUAAGAAUGAUUGAGAAUUCUCAUUUCUUGUUUCCUGGUUUAUCUGAACGAAUCAGAGAAGAGCCACUUUGGAUUUAUCACCUAGAGAACUAACAGGCAAUGUAAUAUUUUCUUAGCAUGAAUGUAUGUAUUUCUAAUCAUUCCAGUCUGUCUGUACCUAUCUUUCUCCUUUUACCAUUUCUUCUUAAAUCUCAACAGCGGUACACAUUAUGAAAGCUUUUUUCUACCUUGUUUUGUCUGUCUUUUUACCCCUCUUUCUCUCUGUGUCUCUGAACAAGGGAUUUUAAUUACAGUGGUGUUCUGGUGAGGAAUGUCUGCAGGUGAACUUGUAUAGCCCUGCUUGUGCAUACUUAUGUGCAUCAUGUUGUACUCAGUGCUUCUUAAUUAACAGUUAGUGUGUGUUGGUGAGACUGUCACCAAUCCCAGUAAUGCAAACUUACACAUCCACUCCCUAGAGCAGAGCACUGAGGCAUUCCUUAAUGACCUGUAUGCGUGAUCCACAAAUGGCCUAUCCUGCAUAGGAUCCACUUACCUGUAGCUGGACUCAUGACUGAAUAAUGAAUGCCAGUAUUAGCUUUCGGUUUCAGUUUUUUGCCUUGACACUGAAUAGUAGUCAGUAGGUUAGUUUUACAUGGCAAUGUUCAUGUCUGUGAGAUUAGAGAAGUACUACUUGUUAGGGGAAUGAAUGAAUGAACAAGUAAACAAGUAAAUUAUAUUAAAAAGGAUAGUUUGUAUUGCUGUGUGGAAUGAAACAAUACCAACCAAUGAAGGACUUGUUUGCAGUAUGCUGGUUAACAGAUGGUAUCAGCGCACCUAUAGCUUUUAUCUCUAGCUUGUUCUCUAGCUUGUGGUCUAUUUACACGUAGAUGAAAAAUGUACUGUAUCAGUCUGCCAAGCUGACAAGCCAGAUAAGCUCUGCGGUAUUAAGUAGCCUGAAGGUGAACUCUUCAGAUGGUGCUUUGGUAUUGCAUUGUUUAUUUACCCGAAUGACCUCUCUGAAUCUGCAACAGUAGUCCAGUUUGUCUUAAAAAGCUUUCCUGUGUGACUGCUGUCCUCUGCGCUUGGCCUGCUUCUGUUCUGUCUGCCUUUCCUCUGACCUUUCAAAACAAACCUGCUUUUGCCUACAUUCCAUCCCCAGCUGUCAUUGUAUAAACAGAGUAUUUAUUAAAGGUGAUAAGUGUGUUUUAAAGAAAAUUAACUUUAAAGCGACUUUGCUUUUAUUUUGAAAAGCCAUUUUGUAUUCUUAAAGAUUAACAUAUGAUAAUAUAAUACAGAUGUGGCACAGACUAAAUAAAUCUUUUACUGACUA
Molecule: messenger RNA, 6865 nt
Organism: Pangasianodon hypophthalmus (striped catfish)
Lineage: Eukaryota; Metazoa; Chordata; Actinopteri; Siluriformes; Pangasiidae
Gene: plcl1
Product: phospholipase C like 1
Exons: 8
Coding region: 752-4153 (1133 amino acids)
Biological process (GO): intracellular signal transduction; lipid metabolic process
Molecular function (GO): phosphatidylinositol-4,5-bisphosphate phospholipase C activity
Source: RefSeq, a predicted model, not a curated record